Molecule: messenger RNA, 3827 nt
Organism: Mauremys reevesii (Reeves's turtle)
Lineage: Eukaryota; Metazoa; Chordata; Testudines; Geoemydidae
Gene: FCHO1
Product: FCH and mu domain containing endocytic adaptor 1
Exons: 29
Coding region: 278-3373 (1031 amino acids)
Biological process (GO): clathrin-dependent endocytosis; clathrin coat assembly
Cellular component (GO): cytoplasm; plasma membrane; clathrin-coated pit
Source: RefSeq, a predicted model, not a curated record
CAAUCCCGAAGGGGCCCCCGCGCGGGUCCCGCCCCCGCUCCAGCCCGGCCGGCUGCGGGGCGGGCAGGCGGCUGCAGCCGGAGCCCGAGCCGGGGCGCUGGCGCUGGGGCGGGAGCGUCCGGCUGCGCUCGGCGCCGAGGCUCGGAGAGCAGCGCUGGGUCCCCCAGGAGGACAGAGCUGAGGAUGAACCAGCCGGGACCGUGCCCCCGUCAGUGCUGGAGGCUGGAGAGCUGAGCUGCGGGAUCCGGGAGGGAGCGUCGUCCCGCCCAGCUCCAAGAUGUCCUGUUUUGGGGAGCAUUUCUGGGGAGAGAAGCACCAGGGCUUCGACGUGCUGUACCACAACAUGAAGCAGGGGCAGGUCUCCACCAAGGAGCUGGCCGACUUCGUCCGCGAGAGGGCCACCGUGGAGGAGACCUACGGCAAGUCCAUGGCCAAGAUGGCCAAGAUGGCCACCAAUGGCACACAGCUCGGGACGUUCGCGCCGCUCUGGGAGGUGUUCCGGGUCUCCUCCGACAAGCUGGCGCUCUGCCACCUGGAGCUGGUGAAGAAGCUGCAGGACCUGCUCAAGGAGAUCGCCCGCUACGGGGAGGAGCAGGGCAAAGCGCACAAGAAGUCCAAGGAGGAGGUGUCAGGGACCCUGGAGGCCAUCCAGCUGCUGCAGGGCGUCGCCCAGCUCGUGCCCAAGUGCAAGGAGAAUUAUCAGAGCAAGUGCCUGGAGGCCGAGCGCCUGCGCCGGGAGGGAACCAACCAGAAGGAGAUCGGCAAGGCGGAGCGAAAGUCGAAGAAGGCGGCUGAGGCCCUGCGCCGCGCAGUGGAGAAGUACAACAUCGCCCGGGCCGACUUUGAGCAGAGGAUGCUGGACUCGGCCAUGCGGUUCCAGCAGCUGGAGGAGAUCCACCUGCGCCACAUGAAGGGGCUGAUCAGCUCCUACUCGCACUCCGUGGAGGACACGCACGUGCAGAUCGGACAGGUGCAUGAGGAAUUCAAGCAGAACGUGGAGAACAUCGGCAUUGAGACGCUGCUGCAGAGAUUCGCUGAGAGCAAGGGCACCGGGCGCGAGAGGCCGGGUGUGCUGGAUUUCGACGAGUGCAGAACAGCCCCAGCGCAGGAAGGGCCCAAGAGGAGCCUCAGCAAAGCCUUCCGCAUCCCCGGGCUGAGCCGGAGAGACCGAGAGCGAGACGCUGUGGAGUCCCCAGACACUGACUUGACCUGCCCAGAUGUGGAUGAGGAGGGAUUCACUGUACGGCCUGACAUCAACCAGAGCAGCUCAGGCGCGGGCGGGACCCACGGCUGUUCGUCCAGCGACUCGGACUACGAGGACGAGGACGAGCCCCGCAAGUUCUACGUCCGCAUCAAGCCCCUGCAGCCCUGCGACACCGUGGGCAGUGGCCAGGCCGCCGUGGAGCAGCUCAAGGCGACGGUGGGGAACCUCCCCCUGCCCCCCAGCACCGGGGGCACAGUGAAGAGACAGACCUGCAGACACUUACCGGUACCGACGACUGUCACGGUGGACGUGGGCUCUGACAUGGCCCUGGGUACAGGUGAGGAGCCUGGGAAGCCGCAGCCCCCACACCCUGCCGCGUGGACUCCCAGCUGCGCAGGGAAGCCCCGGCCGGACGCAGCCCCUUCCGCAGCCCUGUUCGGGCCCCCGCUGGAGUCGGCCUUCGAAGCGGAGGAUUUCCCAGCCUCGCGAGCCUGCGGCCUGGGCUCCAGCCCGUCUCCCUUCUCCUCCUCGUCUCCCGAGAACGUGGAAGACUCGGGGCUGGACUCCCCUUCGCACCCCCCCACGGGCCCCUCGCCGGACUCCAGGCCCUGGACGCCCCAGAGCCCCCUCGCCAGACGGGCCACCAAGGGGUCCCCGCGGCUCCAGGAGGAGCGGAGCGCCCUGCCCUCCACCACGGCUGCCUCGGAGGAGCAGAGCGCCUGGCUGCCCCCGCCCGCCAGCCCCACGGGGUGGCCCCAGGACACCCCCUGCUUUGCCGCCUUCGGCUCCGAGCCCAGCGGGGAGGACUCGGGGGCGGGGUCUCAGCACGACUCCCGCUGCCCCAGCGCCACGGCCCCUUCGCCCGACCCCUCCAGGGACCCCCAGGCCUGGGUGGCCAGGCCUCCGAGUCCCGUCGCGGAGGAGGCCCUGCAGCCCUGCAAGCAUGGGGCCUGCCCCCCCUCCAACUCCUCGUCCUCUCCGGUGCCCCCCAGCUGCAGGGAGCCCUCCGGCCCCUCCCCGUGGACUCCCCAGGGGCCCGGCCCCAGGCUGUCAGACAGCAGCUCUCCGGCGGUUCCUGAGCUCCAGGCUGAGCCCGAUCCUCCCCCUGUACCCGCCCCGCCCAGCACCGCCCCCAAGGUGGCCCCCCCACGGCGAUCCAGGACGAAGAGGCUGUCAACAGGGCAGGCCGCCUGCAGCCACAGUGACCCGUCCCGCUCCCUGAGCCCCUCUCCCCUGUGGAAUUCUGGCCCUUCCCACUCCGCUCCGGCCAGCCUGGGCGAGCGCAGCUUCUUCAUGGUCUCGCAGCCGGCGCUCGGGCUCUCCCGAGGCCCCAGCCCCGUGGUGCUGGGAUCCCAGGAUGCGCUUCCCGUGGCAACCGCCUUCACCGAGUACAUCCAUGCCUACUUCAAGGGGCAGGACCCUGACAGCUGUCUGGUGAAGAUCACGGGCGAGCUCACCAUGUCCUUCCCUGCCGGCAUCGUCCGCGUCUUCAGCGGGAGCCCGGCCCCGCCCGUCCUGAGCUUCCGCCUGCUCAACACGGCCCCCAUCGAGCAGUUCCUGCCCAGCGCCGAGCUGCUGUACAGUGACCCAUCCCAGAGCGACCCCAGCACCAAGGACUUCUGGCUGAACAUGCCGGCGCUGACCGGGCACCUGCAGAAGCAGGCGGAGCAGGCCCCAGCCGCCUCCUACUACAACGUGGCCCUUCUCAAGUACCAGUUCUCCAAGCUGGGCCCAAGCGCGGCCCCCCUGCAGCUGACCGUGCGCUGGGACUGCACCGCGGCCGCCACUCAGGUCAGCGUGGAGUACGGGUACAACGCCGGUGCCAUGGCCGCGCCCAAGCCCCUCACCAACGUCCAGGUGCUGCUGCCCGUGGAGGAGCCAGUCACCAAUGUGCGGCUGCAGCCCGCAGCCAGCUGGAACCUGGAGGAGAAGCGGCUGUUGUGGAGGCUGCUGGACAUUCCCGGGGCCCCGGAUCAUGGCGGCUGCGGCCACCUCUCCGCCAGCUGGGAGCCCCUCUAUGGCCCCAGCAAGCCCAGCCCCGUGGCGGCCCAGUUCACCAGCGAGGGCAGCACCCUGUCGGGCGUGGAGGUGGAGCUGGCGGGCAGCGGGUACAGGAUGUCGCUGGUGAAGAAGAGAUUCGCCACAGGCAUUUAUCUGGCUGGCUCCUGACUGGCUGCGCUCGUCCCCCUGUUCAUUCCUGGUUUUAAAGCCCCAGCGGCCGUUCGCUCGUUCAGCCACUUGCUGCCUCCGGGGGUUUCUCUGCUGUUGGAUUUUUAAACACUGGAACAAAGUCAGAUCUGGGGGGAGGGGAGUGGGGCUCCGGCCCCUGGCCCAUGAGACCGGCCACCACGGGUGGGAGGAGCGAUGCUGCUGGGCUCAUGCUGGGCUGGGGGUCCGGCCCCUGGACGGGACGAGCGGCUCAGAGUUGCACUGGACAGAGAACAGCCCUGUCCCCCGUUUGCCUAACUCCUCCCCUGCCCCCCACCGGCCAAGCUGGGGUCUCCGUGCUGUACCCGGGGGUCCCCUGGUGAUGGAACAGAGCGUUUCACUCUCCCAGCUGCUGGGCGGGGGAGGAGGGGGAGUUGGGGGGGGUCACCCUUUUAAUAAACACUUUAUUUUCUAA